Molecule: messenger RNA, 15673 nt
Organism: Spodoptera frugiperda (fall armyworm)
Lineage: Eukaryota; Metazoa; Arthropoda; Insecta; Lepidoptera; Noctuidae
Gene: rhea
Product: talin-1
Exons: 64
Coding region: 769-11742 (3657 amino acids)
Biological process (GO): cell-cell adhesion
Cellular component (GO): focal adhesion; cytoskeleton; ruffle
Molecular function (GO): integrin binding; actin filament binding; structural constituent of cytoskeleton
Source: RefSeq, a predicted model, not a curated record
CCAGCUACUGAAUCAGCUGCGUGAAAAAAUCAAUACUGCGCGCGUUACAUGAAUUCAUUCCGCAUUUACACUCUAUCGUGACAUAAAUACACCUUUAAUGUGAGUGCUUUGUACACUUUCAUCCUCAAAUAUAGUUGUUUUAUUGAAAAUUUGUCAUAAUUUUAAGUGAACAGCGCUAAUUACACUGACGAAAUUAAAUUAACACCGCAGUGAACGUAGCCACAGGUGUAAUUGCUGCAUUAGAUCAAGAACGCACCAGAUGGCGCAGUAGUACUCGUGAUGUUGUUACAUACCGUAUGGGCGUGUGAGUGCUUGUGUAAAAAAAAUAGUGUUUUGUGUUGUUUUAAGCGCUAAUGGAGAACGGAAACGGUAAACAGACUGCAAUGUAAAGAAGAUUUGUACAGAAACCACGCCCCACGAGUGCCUUACAAACGACUAGUGCCUAAUAUAUUUAGUUUACGAUUAGCUACGAACGAUACGAAGAGACGAUACGCGAAUAUUUUGGUACCAACUGACAAUCCAUCACCGCAAACACCGGGGCAGUCGUGACGAAGCCUGCGCGACCGCAUCGAGGACGCACUGCACCACAACUGGCGACGGCUGACCGCCACACGCAGCAGUACAGUCGAGUCGCGCCCGCGGGUCCGGUCGUUCAGCCAGGAGCGGCCGCGCCGCCGCCGGCCCAGCGCCACCUCGCUAGACCUACAGCCAGACUCCGACAGAGUCUAUCACACUGCUACUAUACACAGAGCCCACUCCCUAAGCAAGAUGGCGGCUCUAUCCCUGAAGAUAUCUAUCGAGGGUGGCAAGGUGGUGAAGACCAUACAGUUCGACCCCUCCACCACUGUGUACGACGCCUGCCGCAUCAUCAGAGAGAAGAUCCUGGAAGCCAGCAGUGGUGACCCAAAAGAAUACGGCCUCUUCUUAGCGUCAGAAGAAGACAACAAGAAGGGAAUAUGGCUAGAAGCUUCCAGAAGCCUGGACUACUACAUGUUGAGGAAUGGAGACCUUCUGGAGUAUAAUAAGAAGACCAGGAAUUUGAGAGUCCGUAUGUUAGACGGCACGGUAAAGACCCUCCUAGUGGACGACAGCCAGGUGGUGGCCAACCUGAUGGUGGUCAUCUGCACCAAGAUCGGCAUCACCAACUACGACGAGUAUGGACUGGUCCGAGAGGAACAGAAAGAGGAGGUGGAUCCUUGCGAGAAGCCAAACUUCGGCACCCUGACCCUGAAGCGCAAGCACCAGGAGAAGGAGCGAGACGCCAAGAUGGAACAGCUCAGGAAGAAGCUCAGGACUGAUGAUGAAGUGAACUGGGUGGAGCCAUCAAAGACGCUCCGCGAGCAAGGCAUAGACGUGACGGAGACUUUACUGCUGCGGCGCAAGCUGUUCUUCUCGGACCGCAACGUGGACUCGCGCGACCCCGUGCAGCUCAACCUGCUCUACGUGCAGGCCCGGGACGCCAUCCUCGACGGCACGCACCCUGUUACUAUGGACAAAGCUUGCGAGUUCGCGGGCAUCCAGUGUCAAAUACAGUUUGGAGACCACAGGGAGGACAAACAUACUCCCGGAUUUUUGGACCUGAAAGAGUUCCUGCCGGCGUCGUACGUGAAGGUCAAAGCUAUUGAGAAGAAGAUCUUCAAGGAGCACAAGCGGCACGUGGGGCUGAGCGAGCUGGACGCCAAGGUGCUGUACACCAAGAGUGCCCGCGACCUCAAGACUUACGGCGUCGCCUUCUUCUUGGUCAAGGAAAAGAUGAAAGGCAAGAACAAGCUGGUGCCUCGCCUGCUGGGAGUGACGAAGGACUCGGUGCUGCGCCUGGAUGAGAAGACCAAGGAGAUCCUGCAGACCUGGCCGCUCACCACCGUGCGCCGCUGGUGCGCCAGCCCCAAUACCUUCACUCUGGACUUUGGAGACUAUAGCGACCAGUACUACAGCGUGCAGACGACGGAGGCGGAACAGAUACUGCAAGUGAUAGCCGGGUACAUCGACAUCAUCGUCCGCAAGCAGCGCGCCAAGGACCAUCUCGGCAUCGAGGGGGACGAGGGAUCCGCCAUGUUGGAGGACUCUGUCUCGCCUUCCAAGGCCAACAUCAUCCAACACGACACGUUCAAAUCCGGCAAGGUGAACACCGAGUCCGUGGCCAAACCCGCCGUGCACCGCCCCGGCGCUGAAGGAGCGAAGCCGUUUGCCGUGAACCACGUGACGAGCGCCCAGCAGACCACCGUCUCGGGCCAGAUCAUUACCGGACACACGCCGCCCGCCGCGUCCCAGGUGCAGCAGACGCGCGUGACGUCGAUCCUGUCGGAGCCGCAGCGCGCGCUGCUGUCCACCAUCUCCAGCGGAGUGGAGAUCAUCAAACACACCGAGGAGGGACUCACCAGGGCGACGCUGCCCGCGCUGGGCCAGGACGCGGCGUCAGUGAAGUGGAAGCAGGUGACGAUGGACACCAACAAGCAGGUGGUCACCUCGCAGAUCGCCGCCAUGAACGCAGCCACCGCGCAGGUCGUCACACUCACCUCGGGUACGGAGGAAGUAGACCACACGGCAGUGGGGGCAGCUAUCACCACAAUCACCACCAACCUGCCGGAGAUGACCAAGGGGGUGCAGAUGAUCGCCGCGCUCAUGGACGACGGCGACCACGGAGACAAACUCCUGGACGCCACCAGGAAGCUCUGCACAGCAUUCACUGAUCUGCUGAAGGCUGCUGAGCCUGAGACUAAAGAGCCACGCCAGAACCUCCUGAACGCCGCCUCCCGCGUCGGCGAAGCUUCAACCACCGUCCUCUACACCAUCGGAGAGGAAACCGAGGAGGACAAGGAGACACAGGACAUCCUGCUGUCGCUGGCGAAGGCGGUGGCGAACACGACGGCGGCGCUGGUGCUGAAGGCGAAGAACGUGGCGGCGCAGUGCCGCGAGGACCCGCCGCUGCAGAACUGCAUCAUCGCCGCCGCCACGCACUGCGCGCUCGCCACCAGCCAGCUCGUGGCCUGCGCCAAGGUGGUGGCCCCGACGCUGCAGAACCCGCAGUGCCGGUCGCAGCUGUCGGCGGCGGCGCGGCAGGUGGCGGGCGCCGUGCAGCGCCUGCUGGACGCCUGCAGCGGGGCUCCGCCCCCGGCCGCGCCCGCCGUGGACUCGCUCACCGCCGCCGCGCACAACGUCACGCAGGAGCUCGAGAGGCUGCUGGCGCACUGCGAACUGGAGCGUCGUGUAACAGGCACGGUAUCGGAGCGGUCUGUGGAGAGCGUGAUGUGCGCCAGCGAGCGCGUGGUGGCGGCCGCCGACCCCGGGGACAUGGUGCGGCACGCCAGGCUGCUGGGGCAGGCCACCGCGCAUCUCAUCACCAACAUCAAGACGGAGGCAGAGAAGCAGCCGUCGGAAGGGCAGCGCAAGUUGUUGGCGGCGGCCAAGUUACUGGCCGACGCUACGGCGCGCAUGGUCGAGGCUGCCAGGCAGUGCGCGUCCGAGCCACAGGACCGCGAGAAACAAGAGGCGCUCCGCAAGGCGGCGGAAGAACUGCGCUACAUCACCGUAGACUACGCACAGGGACAGGACAUCGUCGGAUCCCAGGUCGCACGCCUACAGGAGAGCGCCCGGCAGGCGGCGUCGAGCGCGACGCAACUGAUCACAUCGGCUCACAACGCUACACACUACAAUACCAACAAGUAUACACAGGAGACCCUGAUGGAGGAGUGCAAGUCGCUGGGCGAGCAGAUCCCGCGCGUGGUGGACGCCGUGAAGGUGUCGGGGCUGCGCCCCCAGGACCCCGCCGCCACGCUCGACCUCAUCUCCGCCUCCGAGGCAUUCCUACAGCCAAGCGGGCACGUGAUAGCGGCGUCCCGCGGCGCGCUGCCGACGGUGGGCGACGGGCCCACGGCCAAACACCUGGCCGACACCACGCACUCCUUCACCACCAGCGCUGCAGACCUCAGAUCAGCAGUAGGCCGCGCUCGCAUCUCCUGCAAAGGUCUGGAGCUGGAUGCUGCAGCGGAGAUCAUCAAGUCUCUUCAGGCUGAAUUGGACGAGUUGGAGGAGGCUGCCAGGGCGCUGGAACUGAGGCCACUGCCCUCACAGACGCCGGAGUGGGCAUCCUCGACCCUGAAGACGGCGUCCCGGCUGUCAGCGUCCCACACGGCGGCGCUGGUGUCGGGCGCGCGGCGCGGGGAGCACGCCGCCUGCGCGCGCGCCGCCGGGGACCUCGCGCAGUCGCUGCGGGACUUCAACGCGGGCAUACGGGCCACCGCCGCGCUGCUGCCUGACCAAGGCAGGAGGGACAAAGUAAUAACAUCAGGCCGCCAAGUCCUGUACUCGUCGCAGACGCUGGUGGAACACGUGAAGCGGUCCCUCACCACCUCGGAGACGGUGGACACCACCUCGCUCAUGUCCAUCGCUAAGGACAUCUCACAGGGCCUGGAGUCGACCCUGGAAGCAGUUCCAUCGCACACGGAGCUGGACGUGGCCAUGGAGAACAUCAACGAGACCCUCAACAUCCUCAACAUGGGAGAGUUCCCGCCCUCCGACAGGAGCUACGGCGAACUGCAAUCAGAACUGAACGCUGCAGCAGUGGGACUGAGCAGUGCCUCCUCAGCAGUGGUAGACCGCGUGGACCGGCCCAGCGACCUGGCCGCCGCCGGGGCUGACUUCGGAGACGCCUUCAACAGGCUGCUGGGCGUCAGCAUGGAGAUGGCGGGACAUACUGAGGACCGCGACGCGCAGACCCUGAUGGUGAGCUCCAUGAAGAGCGUCACCGUCAACUCGUCCAAACUGCUCGGCACUGCCAAGUCCGUCAGCCAGGACCUGACCCGGCCCAACGCCAAGAACCAGUUAGCGGCCGCCGCACGCGCCGUCACCGAGAGCAUCAACCGACUUGUGGACGUGUGUACAUCCGCGGCCCCGGGUCAGAAGGAGUGCGAGGCGGCCAUCCGCAGCAUCCGCAGCACCCUGCCACUACUGACGGCGCCCACGCAGCCAUUGACGGAGCUGGGGUACUUCGCCUGCCUCGACGCCGUCGUCGACCAGAGCAAGAGUCUCAGCGAGGGCAUGUCCCUGAUGGCGAGCUCGGUGAAGCGCAGCGAGGCGGAGCAGUUCAGCCGCGCCGUGGCCACCGUCGCCACCGCCGUGCAGGGACUCGUCGAGUGCACCGCGCAGGCCGCGUACCUGGUGGCAGUAUCAGACGAGACGAGUGUAGCAGGUCGGCCAGGGCUGGUGGACCAGGCGCAGUUCGCGCGGGCCGCGGUGGCCAUCGACCAGGCCUGUCGGGCGCUCUGCGACUCUUCUAGCAACCAGCAACAGGUGCUAUCGGCGGCGACAGUAAUAGCGAAGCACACGAGCGCUCUAUGCAACGCGUGUCGCGUGGCGUCGGGGCGCACGGCGGACGCGGGCGACAAGCGACACUUCGUGCAGGCCGCCAAGGACGUCGCCAACUCCACCGCCGCGCUCGUCAAGGAGAUCAAGGCGCUCGACACCGACUACAGCGAGGCCAACCGGUCCCGUUGCGCGGCGGCGACGGGUCCGCUGCAGGACGCCGUGCGCAGCCUGUGCCAGUUCGCCGACAGCCCCGAGUUCGCCUCCAUCCCCGCCAAGAUAUCGCCGCAGGCCCGCAACAACCAGGAGGCCAUACUGGAGUGUGGCAGGAACAUAAUCUCGGGCUCGUGUUCGAUGCUGGAGUCUGCGCGGCAGCUGGGCGUGUCGCCCGCGGAGCGCUCCCACUGGCAGCAACUGGCGCUGCACAGCAAGACCGUCUCCGACAGCAUCAAGGGACUCGUCGCCAACAUCAAAGACAAGGCGCCGGGCCAGCGGGAAUGCAUCGCUGCAUUAGACACCCUGAACCGGCAGCUGCGUGAGCUGGACCAGGCCGCCAUGCAGGCUGUCGGGCAGGAACUGGUGCCCAGGAAGAACAAUACGCUGCAAGGGUACACGGAGCAGAUAGAGAACAGCGCGACGGAGAUGCUGGAACGCUUGGAGCCGCUGCGGGUGGCCGCCAACCAGGAGGCAGAGAACCUCGGACACGCCGUCGUACAGCUGGUAUCAUACGCGGAGCCCCUAGUAACGGGCACGGUGGGUGCGGGUUCGAAUCUGUCGGAGUCCAGUACCCAGGGCGCCCUGUUCGAGCACGCGCGCACUGUAUUGGAGACCCUGGCGCUGCUCGUGCAGGAUGCCAGGACUGCUGCUGGGAACCCACGGGCGGUAUCAGCGCACAGCAAGGUGGACAUGCAGGUGUCGCAGUGCCGCUCCGCGCUGGCCGAGCUGCAGGCGCAGGUUCGAGAGCUGAGCGCGGCGCGCGGCGCCAUCGGACCCUUGCUGGACACCAUGCAGCGGGCCAUCGCCCGGCUUACUGAGCACAGAAUGUCUCUGAUCGGUUCGUACGACGAGUCGGACUCGUACGUGGACUAUCAGACGCGCAUGGUGGGCGCCGCCAAGGAGAUCGCCAGGCUCGCUACUGACAUGACGGCGAAGUCGGCGACGGACGCGAGCCGGCUGGUGCAGCUGGGCAACGAGAUGUGCCAGCGGUACGAGCAGCUCGCGCAGGACAGCGACAGCGUCGGCGCCUCCGCCACCACGCCCAACUCCGACAUCGCCAACAGGAUCCGCGUGGCAGUGGUAGAGCUGGGCGAGGGCGUGUCGGAGCUGAUCAAGGCGGGCGGCCACUGUCGCCUGUCCGCCAUCCCGCAGAACCAGCGCGCCGUCGCUGAUAGCGCCAAGAUUGUCAACGAGAAGGUGAUAGCAGUGCUGGGCGCGCUACAAGCCGGGUCCCGCGGCACGCAGGCGUGCAUCGACGCCGCCGCCACCAUCGCCGCCAUCAUCGGGGACCUCGACACCACCAUACUCUUCGCCAGCGCUGGUACUCUCCACUCAGAGAAAGAAUCAGACACGUUCUCCGACCACCGGGAGAAUAUCCUGAAGACUGCGAAGACUUUGGUGGAAGACACCAAGACCCUCGUCGGAGGAGCAGCCGGUACCCAGGAACAACUGGCCACUGCUGCGCAGAGUUCUGUCAGUACUAUAGUGCAACUAUGUGAGGUAGUGAAGCUAGGCGCGAUGUCGCUGGGCAGCCGCAACCCGGAGCCCCAGGUGCUGCUGCUGAACGCGGCGCGGGACGUGGCCGGAGCCCUGCGGGACCUGGCCGCCGCCACCACGGCCGCCUCGGGCAAACACGUCGCGCACCCCGACAUGCAUCGCCUCAAGCACGCUGCCAAGCGACUGUCUGACGCGACGCGCCGCUGGAGCCUCCCCCUCAAAGCCACCACCAUCCCCCGCCCCAACCGCCGCUCCACCAUACUCCGACUCGACUAUAACUCCGCAGACUCCGAAACUGACAUAUUCCAAUCAGACCAGGAAGAUGAGCUGGUCAAACUCUUGGACUACUCCAGCCAGGAUGAUGACGUCUCCCCCACUAUAUUCCAUGAUAAUUGUGAGGAAAUCAUCACGUAUAUUGAGAAUAAGAUGGCUAUACCACCCGUCAGGAGCCUUAAGAAUGAUGACCUGAAUGAAAGAUACAACCUUGCUGCUAAAAACAGCCUCCUAGACAUGGAUUGGCGAGUACUCAAAUAUGGGGAAAAUAUACUACUAGGGGAAGUAAAAAAACUAGUCGAUAUGGUCCAUGAUUUAGGGGACAGAGAAGAAAAUAAAAGAAAGGUAGAUAAGAUCCAGAGAAUGAAAGCUAACAAUGAUUUGGACACAGAAAUGAAAAGAUUAUCCGCAGUUAUAGAAAACUUGGACACGAUAGAAAUCAAUGUCACGACAGAAGUCAAAAUUGAGACGGUACCUAACAAGAAGCCUAAACUAGACGAUGUUAAGCUCACUAGUCCAGUCUUCAAAGUCAAGAAAGUCAGACCAGUCAGUUUGGAUGUCCAGACUCCUUCUCCAGAAGCCACAGAGGCUGCCAAAGAGCUACUAAGUCCUGAGGAGAAGCAGAAAGAUGAGAGCAUGGAGAUCGUGGUCAAACCUGAUGUUAAGACCAGGGACACAACAGACGUAAGCACCAUGACCAGAAAAGUCAAAAUGGAAUUCUGGAAAAUGUUCAAAGAUGACACUGAAUGGUGGAAAGCUUUAGCCAAGAGGAAUCUGGAGAAAAUGGAGGAAACCAGGCGAGAACUGGAGAGGUUCAGUGGACAUGAGCUCGUAUUGGGUGAAUUCCAAACUCAACUGGACAGGUUUGAGAAAGAGAAGCAUACACUACAAGACUUUAUCGAAGAAGUUGACAAAUCCAAAGCCGUCAACCAAGAUCUUGAGUACAACAAGAAAUACGAAGACAUGGUGCUCAAACUAAUAGAGUUUGCGAAAAAGGACUUUAUUUACAAAGGCUUUGAUCCUUUAAUCGAACAACUUAAAGCUCUAUCCAACAUCAAAAUCGAUAGAAAGAAAAAGGUAGACAUACAAGAGAUACUGAACAUAUACUCGCAAAUAGACACGAGUAAAUACACGUAUGAAGAACUCUGUCUACUAGAGAGAUACUACAAAGAGAUUAUAAGGAAAUACAAAAAAGACUUCAGAGAUAAAGAAAACAUUAUACCGGAGAACAGACAAAACGUACACACGACAAACAGCUUACAUAGAAACAUUAACAUUAAUAAAACUGUAAUAUACAACACGGAUACUAUGAAAAGCACGCGAUCGAAUCCGGAGAAGAACCGGCAUUCAAUAGAAAUCAUGGACCUAACUAGAACUUAUCCAAUGCAGUACUACGCCAACAACUGGUGGACUAUCUACGAAGAUGUUCUCAAAAGCAGGGAACAACAAUUCGGCUCUAUAGACAAUUGGUGGCAGGUCUAUGAAAGAAUCCUUAAUAAAACAGAGACUAAAGAAGAUUUGGAGAGAUUCCAGUCUUUAAUGAGAAGCCAGUCUCGCUCCAGACCCAGUUCUCGCAUGGAGGAGCAGCUGAGAAUGCUGGAUGAGAUCAGGAAUGAUAGGUUUAAGGAGACCGAAGAUGUGACCAGAAAGGAUGAUGAAUCGGUGAUGGUGACGAACGUGACGUCACUGCUGAAGACCGUGAAGGCUGUGGAGGAUGAGCAUACAAGAGGCACCAGGGCGCUGGAGUCCACCAUCGAAGCCAUCUCGCAGGAGAUUGAGGUGCUAAUGUCAUCAACGCCGCCCAAGUCCACGGCGACUCCCGAGGAGUUGAUCCGCUGCACGCGGCAGAUGACGGUGGCCACGGCGCGCGCCGUCGCCGCCGGGAACGCCAACAAGCAGGACCAGCUCACCGCCGCCGCCAACCUGGGCAGGAAGACCGUGGUCGAUCUACUCGUGGUCUGCAAGGGCGCAGCGCACGCAGCAGAGACCCCGGAACUGCGCACCCGUACACUAGAGGCGGGUCGUGCGGCGGCGGCGGCGUACCGCGCGCUGCUGGGCGGCGUGCUGGCGGCGGCGGGCGGCGACGCGGGCGCCCGCCACUCGCUGCCCGACCUGUCGCGGCACGUCGCGCAUACCACCGCCGAUAUCAUCGCCACUGCUGAACUGCUCAAAGGUUCAGACUGGGUAGACCCGGACGACCCGACAGUAAUAGCAGAGAACGAACUGCUGGGUGCCGCGGCCUCCAUCGACGCAGCCGCCAAGAAACUCGAGUCUCUACGUCCUAGGAAGAGCGUCAAAGUACAGGAGGCGGACGAGAGCCUGAACUUCGACGAGAUGAUCCUGGAGGCUGCCAAGUCCAUCAUCACCGCCACGUCCGCGCUCGUACGCGCUGCCUCGGCCGCGCAGAGGGAACUUAUUGACCAGGGCAAGGUAGCGCGUCGCCCCACCUCAUCGUCGGACGACGGCCAGUGGUCCGAAGGUCUGAUCAGCGCAGCCAGGCUGGUGGCUGCCGCAGCGCACUCCUUGGUGGAGGCUGCGAAUGCACUGGUGCAGGGAGCCGGCUCGGAGGAGAGGCUCAUAUCUAGCGCCAGGCAGGUCGCCUCCUCCACUGCUCAGCUGUUGGUGGCUUGUAAGGUGAAAGCCGACCCCUCAUCGGAGUCGACCCGUCGCCUGCAGGCGGCCGGCGCGGAGGUGAUCCGGUCAACCGACAACCUGGUCCGCGCCGCCCGGGACGCCAUCCACACGGAGGACGAGCGCAGCCUCGUGCUCAAUAGGCGCAUGGUCGGAGGCAUCGCGCAGGAGAUUGAUGCCAGAUCCGAAGUCCUCCGCAUAGAGAAGGAGUUGGAGGAGGCUCGCGGGCGCCUGACGGCCAUCAGACAGGCCAAGUACAAGCUACGGGCCGGAGAGACCUCGGGCGAGGACACCGACACCGACCUGCAGCUCGGCUACACCAGCGAUACUGCGCCACACAGAUUCAAAACCCCAAACAGCAGCUUCGCGAACACAACCUACAGUCCAAACAGCACAUACUCCCCCCACGCAAACACAACGCACACGACGCACAACACGACCAACAUCAGCUCGCACAUAUCGCAGCUGAACCACUCCAUCCACGGCACGCCAGCCAAGAGCCCCGUCUCACCAGGCUACUACUCCACUCCGAAGAGUCCUACAGUACCGGCUCGACCUGAGCAGUACAGUCAGACUUUUAGCCAGGAGAAGACCCAGUCUCGACCUGAUCAGUACAACCAGAGCUUCCAAGAAAAGCAGUAUACUGUUCAAAGUCCAUCAUUCUCCAGCUUCCGGCCUGCUGAGGAGCCGAAGCAGAAUUAUGAAGGAUUUACUACUCGAGUAUCUUCCAAUGACAGAACGAUGAACGAACAGACAAGCAUAGAGGAGGUCACAGUAAGGUCCCUAACCCUCCCUGAAGUGAGGACGGCACACCUAGUGGGAGAGGAACGCGUCCCCUACAAGAGGGAGAGGGCCCCUCCUCCGCCGCCGCGCAGGGCCUCGCUUCUUAGCUACGAGACUCGGCUGUACGACACCCCGCGCCCCCUACACGAGACAACAACAGAACGCCAGGAAACACUCUACGACUACAAGGAACAAAAGUACGGCUAUGAACCUCCUAAGACUCCCCUCAGCCCAAAAUUCAACGCCAGAGAACUCAAAUUCGAUGACAAAGAACCCAUCUACUCAACCUUGAAGAAACCUUUCGAUGGUGUAGGACAAACCUUCUCUGAACACCAGAAGUCCACAGAAGCCAUCCCUGGAGGUAUGAAGCACUCUGAAUUUAAAGUCCACAGCGAGUCCUACCAGUCAUAUCCUAAAACUGAGUACAGUAAGACAGAAUUUCGCGAAGAAGUCAAAUCUCCCUUCGCUUCCACGCCUAAAUUUGAUCGGUCUACUGAGCUGGUGAAGGCAGCUACUCCAGACUAUGACAGGAUCGCGUCUCCGUACAAAGAAAGCACUAGUUAUGGCGGUCCGAACUACAUGGAGGAAACCACGACAGAGGUAAAAGAAAUACCAAACGGUACGCAGAAAAUCACCACCACCAAAAUCUACAGUUCGUCCCCAGUGAACCUUACCACGACUAGUACGAAGUAUGAACCUAUCAGGCUUGAUGGCAUCGAUGAACUAUCCAAGUCAUUCGAUAAUGACUCCAAAUACAGCACUUUGGACUCUCGCUUCAACACCUUAGAGUCGAAAAUGAGUUCGGAUACCAGCCGGUCUUUCAUGAGACCCUCAGAGUUCCAAUCUUCUGACUACCAAACCACGACUAAUGUUACUAAAGUGAAAAAGCCAUCGGAUUUGGUGAAGGAGAUCGAUUCUCUGGACAAGAAGUUCUCGAAGCAGACGAUUACUUCGGAGACCAUCGAGAGGAAGUCGGUGAUGACCAGCUCACACAAGUCGGAGUCAUCGUCCACCAUCACCAAGAAAUUUGGCAAUUUCUAAGGUCUGUCCAAUUUUCAUGUGAAAUGCUUCCUUACUGCCAGAGAAAAACCUCGAAAAAUAAUCUAGUGUAAACUCUCAUGUGAUUUUUUUUUACUUUACCGUUUUUUACCGCGGUAAAAUUGUUGUUUUUACCGCGGUAAAAAACUUCGAAAUUUUAUUUAGUGUGUUCGAGGUUUUUACUUUUUACCGUAUGUCGUAGCUUAAGUGUUGAAUUAUAAAAAGGACUAUGCACGUUUUUGAAAAGUACUUUGGAAAAUUAUUUAUUAAUUAAUUAUUAAUAAUAUUUGUAGUUUUGUAAAUUGAUCGUUUUCUAAAAAUUCUUAAAAAAUUGUUUGACACAUAUUUUCACUUUUUUCUCCAUUUUUGAUUAUGAACAGGGUAUAACAGGUCUCGAAAGGAUAUGUUGGCGGGCGACCGAAAGUCCGUCCGUUCGAAUCUCAUCAACGGUAAAAAGUAAAAAGUCAAAAUAUAUGUCAAACAAACAAAUUUGUAAAGAAAAAUGUUUUAAAAAAUAACAAAAAUGUAUAUUAAAAUUUAAAAUGUGUUGUUUUUGAUCUAACACAAAUAUUUAUUGAAAGAGCUAUAAAUACUAACGGAAAAUGAACUAUAGUACGUUGUAAUAAGAGAUAUAUUAAAGUUAAGGUGCUAAUUUAAAUAUUACUGAGUGUGUCUUAGCCAGCCUUAGAGAUGACAAAUUCAAUUAUUAAUUGUUAUUUAUUGUUGGUUUUUAUGGACUGGGGUUUAGUGAUAGUAAAGAUAUUAAAAAAAAAUUACAUAAGUCUUGAAAAGUUUUAUAAUAGUAUACAUUUUAAUAAUGAAAUUCAGUAUUUUACACCAAAAAAAAAAUCGAUGAUUUACACUUUUAAGUCUUUGACUGCCAAUAGAAAACUGUUGAAGGCAAAUCCUCCGCUAACGUCGGUCACCGAUGACCACCACGGCGUUCAAUGUGUUAAAUAGUAUGUCUAGUAGAAAACCCAAAAGGCCGGCAUCGCACUUGUAACGCCUCUGGCGAUUGCUUACCAUCAGGUGAUACGUCUGCUCGUUUACCGGUAUUUCAUAAAAAAAAAAAAAAACAAUUUCAAAAGUAAAAUCAUUUUUAUAUAAAUAAUCUACAUGACCAUUUUUUAGAACUUUUCAUUUUUUGGCAGACCAGUUUUUACACUUAUGAAAAUACAGAAAAUGAAUACAAUAAAAUACUAAAAAACAAAAUAUUUUAUGACAAAAUACACUAAAAAACUUUAACAUCACUAAACCCAAGUCCCACUAGUGGACAACAAGCCCACACCUCACAAAGUGCUAGCCCCACGGGGUCCUUAUAUUCGAUGCCUUCUUGCAACCGAGAGUGCCAUUACUAUAAGUAUUAUAUGUUUAUUUAUAUAUUACGUGCCUUCUCAUUAUAUACACAAGGGCUGCAUAACAUAUACUACUCGAAAAAAGCAGCUAUCAAGAUUAUUUUUACUAUAUUAUAAAAAAAAUACAGAUUUUCAGUACUAUUGCUAAAAUAUUUAAGUUACAAAUCUAUUUAAACAUGUUGAACUGAUAAAAAUUUAAUAUAAUAGGGUAGUUGACAGGGUAUGGAAAUUAAAAAUCUAUUUAGUCCGUCAAUUAGGUAAUGAAAAAAUAUUAGACACGUAUUUCUUUAUUUUGUCAUAUAAGAUUACAAUACUUAGAUAAAACGAAUCAAAGUUUAGGAGUGGGAGGUCGUUACGUCACGUUACCCUAUAAAAUGUAGUAAAUCGUGACGUCACACGAUAUUUCAAAUCAAUGUAUCGUCGAAAGUAUUUAAUUUUGUAAGAAAAGAAAAAAAUACGUGUCUAAUGUUUUAAAAUAAUCUACAAGACGGACAUUGAAAUAAAGUUUAUGAAACUACCCAGUUCAGGUAACUAAUGCAGCCCUGUACAAUGAUAUAACGAAUGUGCCAUUAUACAGAAAAUAUUUUACUUUAUAAAUGAAAAUACCUAUUUAUUAUUGUUGAUAUACAAUACAUUUUUAUUGAAAAUUUUACUAAACUAACUGGGCUAUAGGGUGUAAACGUGACGCUCCCAAACGCCGCAAACAGGGGAUGGUAAAAAAUCGAGUAUUAAACAAUUUAAUGUUUAUUUAAUGUAAUAAUAGUUGUAAUCAACUGCUUAAAGGUAAGCGUCCACAGGCCCGCAUCGUACGCAUGCCGUAUGACGUCAUCAGUACGCAUCGCAUGUAGGCAUUGCCGAUGAUGCGGUCCGUACGAUGCGGAUCAGUGGACGCAGUUGUAUGAGUUUCUAUACAAGACAAACUAAAAUCCGUUGCGUGCGAUGCGUCCGAUGCGGGCCUGUAGACGCUUACCUUAAAGCUGAUGUUGCAUGAAUAACAUGAAAACAAAAACGAUUAAAAUUAUAAAAACUAAAAAAAAAAUGGCGUUUUUCGGGAGCGUUCCGUUUACACCCUGUAAAUGACGUUCUGUAAAUUAUUAAACUUACUUAUAACUAAAUUACUUAUAACUUCGAAAUUACAACUAAAGAAGUUAUUACAAAUAUAGUAGAUAUAACAGAACGUCUUAAAAACAGUGAUCAAAUGGUGCAAUUAUUUUGAAAAUAUACUAAAAAAUAUAUUUAAAAUGUGUAGAUGAUAUUCGUAUACCUACUAAUGUACUAAAUAACGCAGCUUAACAAUAACGCAUUUAAACAAACAAACAAACAGAUAAUUAUAUUUUUAUUGUUUUUGUUUUAUAGUGUAGUCGCGGUGUCGACGGGAGAAGUGUCGUGAAAUUAUUUAUAAUAUAUAUUAAGAUUAAUAAUAUACACUUAUAAUUAUAUUUUCUAUGUGUCGCUAGCAAAGUGCAGACUAAGAUGAAUUGUCAGUUGGUAAAAUAUAUUAAUUUAUGUCAUACACGUGCCUUAUGUAAUUCGCAGCUUUUUCUAUAUAGAACACAGACAAUGUACGGUCUGGGUUCGAUUCUCGCCUCGUGUAUAUUUGUAUACUGUGUACUCGUAGUAUAGAUGCCCGCGGAAGCGAUUCGUCCACUGAAGGUAACAUAACACCAAUUCUAGUAGUUUUACAUAUAUAUAUGACUUAUAAAUAUGUAGAGUUAGCAUAUAUAAUGUAUAUUUUAUAAUCGUAGCUCGUAUAAUGCCGGUACAACGUUUUAACAAACUUUUGGAACAUGUAAUUACCACAUUUUUAAUGUAAGUGACGUAGAAAGCCAUAUUUUAUUACUAUUAUUACAUUUACUAUUAAUAUUGCGUGCGUAGUAACACGGGCGAAUGUUCGUGUCAGGCUAAAUCGUGUCUUAUUAAUUUUAAUAAUUAUUAUUAUUCUAUAAAUCUAUACUCCUACUGUAAGACGCUGUUUCAAGCGCUUAGAGUUUCAGGAAAUAUACAUUUUCAUAUAAUUUCCUAUAUGUUGAAUUUUGUUAAGAAAUCCGACAUUUUAGGAAUACUAAAAUUGUUAUUGAUACGAAAAAACUAAUCUGAUUUCAGUUUUAAGAAAUCAGAUAUUCACAAAAUUAUGAUAUUCUAAUUAUUUAGUAUGUAGGUAAAAAAAUAAAGAAAGAUUCAGUACAGAGACAGCAACCAUUGGUUGUCUACAGCCGACUGAGUUACAAAAGAUAUGGCUUCGUUACAAAGCGUACAAUUUAGUAUAACAAUACCUACUGAAUCUAUCUUUUAUUUUCUUACUUACUAAAUAACUUUAAGUGUUUGAAACAGCGACAAAUAAUUUUAAAACUUCUCUAUAAUAAGUAAUAUAUUAAUGAUACUAUAAUAACUAGUUUUGAUACUUAUACUAAGUCUUUUUGAGUACAUGAGUAAUAAAUCUCUUAAAACCAAAUGUAACUAAUAUGUUAUGUUAUUUAAAGUCGCUUUGGUAUCGUUUGUUAAUGUAAUGUUAUGUUAUACGGUAGCUAGAGUAAGCAGCAUGUAUGGGUCGUAUCGGUGUAAUAAACAUGUAACUAAUA